This is a messenger RNA of Jatropha curcas, 1345 nucleotides long. Its product is annotated as RING/U-box superfamily protein. NCBI's taxonomy places the organism in Eukaryota, Viridiplantae, Streptophyta, Magnoliopsida, Malpighiales, Euphorbiaceae. The record is from RefSeq and is a predicted model, not a curated record. Gene Ontology annotation, molecular function: transferase activity. Gene Ontology annotation, biological process: protein ubiquitination.
ACGUUCCAACUUGCAAUUACAAUGAAAAGAAGCACCAGACAUGGUAGAGUAGAAGUUGUGCGCAUUCAGCGCAUAAAGAACCAAAGACUCAUACUUCAAUCAUGACUCCAUAGAAAUCCCAAGAACCUUUUGACCCAUUUUUAUGUUCACAAUGUCGGAAUGUACCAGGAAAAAGAGAAAGACAAAAAGACAACGCAACUUGAAACCUUGACGCCAAUCGUGCCAGUGCCAUUAGUCUCCCCUGCAAUUCCCAGACACGAGGCCCAUUCAUAACCCAAGCCCAGCAAACAACUUUUCAAUUUUCAUCAUCAUCUAUUAAAUGCUUUGCUCUGUAUCUAAACCUAGUAUUAAAUGCAGCAGCUGGAAAAUCCACCCACCUCUCGUUCAAAAAAUCUCCCCUAAUCCCUUCCCUUUCUCCUCCAAAUGGAUUCCUUCAAUUCUUUAAACCCAAAUGUCCACCGCUACCACCAUCAUCCCCGCCAUUUCUCCACCCAUCACCACCACCACCGCACCCACUUCCCCCAAUUACAUAACCAAUCUUGGCCUUGGUUAUUCCAUAGCCAUAGCUCUUGGCUUUCUUGUUCUUCUCUCUACUGUCCUCCUCGCUUCCUACAUGUGUUGUCGUGCCUCUCGCAAUCGAUCCUUUAAUUCAAACGAUAAUGAUAAUAACGGAAACGACAACGACAACUCUAAUUCUGUUCCCGAUGGUAUACUUCUUCCUCGCAUUAUAUUUGUCGCCGAAGAUGAGGAUGACCAAGAACGUGACCUAGAAACCUCUGCUGUUGGGCUUGACCAAGCGGUAAUAAAUUCGUAUCCGAAAUUUCAGUUCACUAAGGAUGGGAGUUCAAAUGGAAAUAGUACUACUUGUUCGAUCUGUUUGUGCGAGUAUAAAGAUUUGGAGAUGCUACGAAUGAUGCCUGAGUGCAGACAUUUUUUUCACUUAUGUUGUAUUGAUGCUUGGCUAAAGCUUAACGGGUCGUGCCCGGUUUGUCGGAAUUCGCCGCUUCCGACUCCGCUUUCAACACCGUUGUCGGAGGUCGUGCCUUUGUCGCAGUAUGCCGCGGAUCGAAGAAGGAGGUGAUCUUGAUUGUUUAUGCAUUGGUGGUGACUGGUUUGAGGUCUUCUUGUUUGGUUUGUUUUUGGAACUGUAAAUUUUUGUUCUUGAGUAGGUAAAGUUAAGUUUGUAGGAUUUUGAUUUUUAUUAUUGGUGAAUUGUGAUUUUGAUUUGCUAAGGCAGAGAAUGGAAAAACAGCGUACUAUCUCUUUUUUUUUGCUGUAAGAAACUUAGGAUUGAAUUGAGUGUUACUGUUUUAUUACAUUGAACUAAACCUUUUUUUUUUUCUUU